Molecule: messenger RNA, 1048 nt
Organism: Notodromas monacha
Lineage: Eukaryota; Metazoa; Arthropoda; Ostracoda; Podocopida; Cyprididae
Source: the annotation of a GenBank genome assembly
AUGGCUACGCCAGUGAUGGAGAAAACGGAAAUGGUUUUCAUAGACAAGGCCUUUGUACUUGAAAACCUGCCCUGGGAUCCUUUGAUCCUCGCCAUGGAAAAUGCUUUGCGCAUAUUCUCCGACACGAAGAACAACACUGCUGAAGAGCAAGUUUUGCAGCCCAGCAUUUUCUGUUCCAGAUGGCUCGGCGUCAUGCCAGCUGCGAUAACAACGCCAGACAAGGACAUCCUGGCUACAAAGCUGGUGACAGUGUAUCCAGAAAAUGGUGCAAAAUCCUUGCCAAGCCAUCAUGCCAUCAUUGUCCUCUUCGACUGCACUUCGGGCUCCAUCAAGGCGGUCUUGGACGGGGAAGUCAUCACUGAAAAGAGAACUGCAGCAGUUUCCGCAGUGGCUGCCAAGUACCUGGCGAGUACCAGCAGAACAGUUCUCGCCGUUCUUGGAUCCGGCGUUCAGGGAAAGGCACACAUUGAAGCAUUUUUGCAUCUUUUCAAGGACAUCAAGCAGGUGAGGAUUUGGAAUCACAGGGCAGAAGGAGCCGAGAACCUGGCAGGAAAAAUGCGAGUGUUGUAUCCAGACGUGGAAAUUGUUGCGUGCGAAUCCGUCGAAUUGGCAGUGUCAUCGGCGAACAUGAUUGUCACUGCAACCUCGUCCAAGACCCCGAUUUUGCACCACAGCCACGUUCAACCAGGCACUUUCAUCGCAGCCGUCGGGGCUCCGAGGAAAGAUUGGCGGGAAAUGAGCCCGGAACUGGUGGCCAAGAGUGUGCUGAUUGUGGACAGCGUCGACGCAGCGACUGUCGAGGCCGGGGACAUCGUGUGCACCCCGAAUGCCAAAAUUUGCGCGGAAAUUGGCCAAGUCCUGGGGCAACAAGUAGUACCUCGGCUGCUGGGCAACAGGACACCCGAAGACGUUGUCAUCUUCAAAUCACUCGGAUUGGCACUUGAAGAUGCUGCUGCGGCGGAUUUGGUGUAUCGCGAAUUUGUCAGGAAAUGCAAAAAGACGUGAAAGAAAAAGCUGGCGUCAAACGAGAGAAAAAAAAACUCCCGAA